This is a messenger RNA of Wasmannia auropunctata (little fire ant), 3781 nucleotides long. Its product is annotated as LIM and SH3 domain protein Lasp. The transcript has 6 exons. NCBI's taxonomy places the organism in Eukaryota, Metazoa, Arthropoda, Insecta, Hymenoptera, Formicidae. Gene Ontology annotation, molecular function: actin filament binding. The record is from RefSeq and is a predicted model, not a curated record. Gene Ontology annotation, cellular component: focal adhesion. Bases 681 to 1655 code for a protein of 324 amino acids.
UUUUUUUGUGAUUAGACGAGGACGAGAGGGCAGUGCGGUUCGGUGCGACUGGCGGUCGUGAGUUCGACGACGGUUUUACCCGCUGUCGUUUCCGUGGAUCUCGCGCGAGUCGGGAGAGGAUAGAGUGAGAAAGAGAGAGGUGGGGACGUAGAACGGGACGCGAGCGAGCGAGCGCGUUACGAAUCCGACGCCGUCGAGAGACCGACUUGAGUCGCCAGUCGCGGAAAGAUACACGAGUACACGGCCGAGAGCGCGGUCGGUGGCUGAUUUUUCCCGCCGAAUUUUCGCGAGCGAGCUGGCGCCAGCAACCGUCCGAGGCAGUCGUCCAGCAACGGCGGCGGUCGGUCGGACGUGUCGCUAGUGUGUAUAUACGUCACGCACGUGCAAUACCGUCGUCUCUGUCUGUGUAUUGUGUGUGCGGUGUGUGUGCAUACGUACGACCGUGCGUCGUGCGUGCGUGCGUGUGUGCUGCUCUUACAGUCGGUGUCGUCUCGAAAAAUCGAGGUACGGACGGAGUAUCGUCGAGACCGCGUGCGUGUACCGCGCGGAUCAGCAGCUCAAAGUACAGCUGCGAGUGGUGGUGAACGCCGGAGGAGAGCAGAGGAUUAGCGGCGGCAGAGAGAGAGAGAGAGAGAGAGAGAGAGAGAGAGGACGCAGCCGAGGAGGUAGAGGAGAUAAAGAUGAGUAAGACGUGCGCCCGCUGCGAGAAGACGGUCUACCCGAUCGAGGAGCUCAAGUGCCUCGACAAGAUAUGGCACAAGCAGUGUUUCAAGUGUCAGGGCUGCGGUAUGACCCUGAAUAUGCGGACGUACAAAGGUUUCAACAAACAGCCGUAUUGCGAGGCGCACAUACCAAAAGCCAAAGCGACCACGAUGGCGGAGACACCGGAGCUGAAGCGUAUCGCGGAGAACACGAAGAUACAGAGUAACGUCAAGUAUCAUGCCGAGUUCGAGAAGGCGAAGGGGAAGUUCACGCAAGUGGCGGACGAUCCGGAGACCCUCAGAAUCAAGCAGAACAGUAAGAUCAUCUCGAAUGUCGCUUAUCACGGCGAGCUUGAGAAGAAGGCGAUCAUGGAGCAAAAGAGGACGAUGACCGGAGAAAACGGCGAGCAAAUAGAGUACGUAGAGUACACAGACGGUACGAUCGCACCUGCGUCGAGCAUAAACGCCAAUCCGCCGCCCGCAAGGACGGCGAAUUCGCCGGUACAGAGGACACCAGGUAGGAUCGCCGAUUACGAUCCCCUUAGCGAGGCGAGGCCGAGUCCCUAUUCCGCAAGGCAAGCUGCUACCACUGUCAUUUAUACGAGCGACAAGGGACCAGUGACGAAUCCACCGACACGGAAAAUCGGCUCGGUCGCUGACAUCGAUCCGGUCAACGAAUAUUACGGAUCGUUAACGCCGGCCACAACGAUAAACAAUAAUCAACAUCAACAUCAACAUCCACAUCAAUCACCAGCGCCGCCCUCCAACAUUGGAAGAGUGUACAGAGCAAUGUAUGACUACGAGGCGCAAGAUCUCGACGAGGUGAGCUUCUGCGACGGCGAUUUGAUUGUCAACUGCACGGCUGUCGACGAGGGGUGGAUGACUGGACUGGUGCAGCGUACGGGACGACACGGCAUGCUACCCGCUAAUUACGUCGAACCGGCGCAGAUUUAAAUGUUUUUUCAGGUCGAGCUUCCAUUCGCUAAUUGUUGCCGCUACGUCGAUCAGAGCGUUAAUUAAGGCGCUUUGCUGAAGGAAGAGACGAUGUUAAAAAAAGAAAAACAAAAUUACGUGAUACAAUACUCGAGAUUAGCGCUUCUAUUUUUGUUAUUCGGCCGAGAUAAUUUGUUUGAUUAAAGUGGCGAAUUGUCAUCUUAGAAAAUCAGAUAAUCAGAUAUUUGGCUACUAAAGACUUUUAUGAAGAAUCUUGAUAUGAAGAAUCUUGAAAUUCGACUGCUUUUAUCUUGAUAUCAAUUAAUCAUAAUGAUGUACGUUUGGAUAAAGUAUUCGAAAAUAUGUUGAUAAAAGUACGUAUGUAGUACGUCUUUAAGCGUAUUUAUAAAAGCAAUCCUCGUCUUCUAGAUGACAAUACAUAGCUUCAUAUGUUAGAAUUCCAUGAUGGGACCAAACCUUUACCACGACUGCGAUAAAUUAUGCCGAUUACAAUUAAAAUUCGGACAGCUUGUGCAGCGACAUAAGCCUUGACCAACAAUUAAGAAGAAUUAAGUAUAAGAUAUAUCUCUUUCAUAUGCAAUGCAGUUUUCUGUAAAGCGUCACUUUUAUUUUAUUUUUGCUAUUAAAUUAAAAUAGCCACAGUUAUCGCCUCCUCCGUUUCGAUAUAUAUAUAUAUUUUUUUUAGAUAAUUUAAAUUAUACAAUUAAAAUAUAAACAUCAAGAAGAUAAUUAAUUUGGUUCGAUUAACAGGCUCUUUACGAGCCUUUUCUCUGUUAAUGAUUAUUUUUAUAGACGAAACUUUUUAUGUUACUUGUUAUUCGAUAUAAACUCUGACCAACACAUUAGUGUCAAUUAGACAAGUUUUUAUAUUUUCAAUCAAUUUUGCAUUUAUAACUAAUAUUACAUUCUCCUUGUCUUUGUAAUAAUGUUUCUUUAAUUUUUUUUUUUGGAGAUAUUCACAAAAUAAUAUUUUAGUCAUAAUAUCUAAACUUUUUCGUUUCUAGUAAUAAAAUAUAGGACAAAAUCUCUUGUAUUCGAAAAGAAAUAAUGCAAUGUGCCUUAUACGUAUAGACUGCUGAGUAGCGGUAUGAAUUUUUUUUUAUUAUAAUGUUAAGCUGCAUGCAAGUUAAUCGAAAUAAGACAUUUAAAGAAAUGCUAACAAAUUUUUACUUGCCGCAAUAAUGUACCUUGAUUUGAUAUAAAAAAAAAAUUGACAUAAAUCCUCUGUCUUCCUUCUUGAAGAUAAGUUAAAAUAAUGGGGAACAUAAAUAUAUUGUUGACGCGAAAGAUGCUGACACUUGCCUUCCUUUUUAUAAUAAAAUUAUCGUUAGGUACCGUUACUGAUUUUUAAUUAACGAUUUAAAUAUAAAUUAAUUAACCAAUAUUUUAUUGCAUAGUUCUUAAGUUUUAUUUCGUAUGGUCCACAUAUAUGCUUCGCAUUUCUCUCCAAAAUUGCAUUUACAUUGUUGGUGUAAGUUAUUGUAUUAUUUCGACGGUUCUGAGGUUACAUGAAAAUUGUUGAUCGAAAAUUAAUUGAUAUUUAAUUUAGUUAUGUUCUGAUGUCGGGCACUUUUUGUGAAAUUCAUAUUUCAAAAGCGCAGUAUUAACCGUGUUGGCUAACGUGACAGCUGAAUCUUCCAAAAUAGGUUUCUUUCUACCUUUCGACUAGCGUUUGUAACGUGUAGUAAUAAUUGUGCUUAAAUUGAUAGAACGUCAUGUUUACCGCCGCGGAGGUGCUUCUCAAGUGCCUUGUUUGUAUUGCGUUUUUAAAUUAAAAAUAUCAAACUAGUUCCUCAGAAAUGUAUCUACACCCUAUAUUUACCUGAAUAGGCAGAUUAUAUAUUAUGGAGCGACGUCCGAUGGAACUGUACAGAUUACUGAACCACGUAAAAGUUAAGUAAUUCGUUAUCCGCGGGUUACACGCGAUGUCGUUCGAUCCCUCUUUUGUAAACGAAGAGAAUGAUAUUUUUGGAAACAUGUUAACACAGCACUCUUGUAAUUAUUAGAUCGCUGAUAAGAGGAUUAAAUAUUGCAAGAUACAGAAAAUAUAUGUUAGCGUUGUGUUUAGACAAAUAUUAUAUUAUCAUAGCAAAUCAUGAAUAAUGAAUAUGUAUGUUAUGUAAACC